CGUGACAAUGGUGGGAGCAGAGAGACAGAUCUUAUUUCAUCUGAUUCUCUUUGUACUCUCUACAAACGUAAACAACGAGGAAUAUGAUGAUAGCAGAUGCUGUCUGAACUUCUACCAACAUCAAAAUGGAUCCUGCCUUGAGUGCCCACUUGGUACACACGGAGUUAACUGUAGCGGAACAUGUGUCAGUGGAUUCUAUGGUAGAUUAUGUCAAUCAGAAUGUGAAUGUCCCCAUGAUAAAUGCGACAACAAAUAUGGCUGUCUGACGGAAGUAGACACUGGGAAUGAGUGUCCGCUUGGUACACACGGAGUUAACUGUAGCGGAACCUGUGUCCAUGGAUACUAUGGUAGAUUAUGUCUGUCAGAGUGUGAAUGUUCCCAUGAUAAAUGCGACAACAAAUAUGGCUGUCUAAAGGAAGAAGACACUGGCAAUGAUGCUUUUCCACCUCCAACCGGACCCCAAAACACCAAAGGUCAGUGGGCAAAUGUGGUAUACAUUUUGAUAGGAUCCAUCACGACCCUGAGUGUUCUCGGUCUGCUGCUUUACUGGAAAGCCUGGUUUUCUAAAAGAAGCUCUUCAAACCUAGAGAUUGACCAGUUGAACUCCAGGCCUUCAGCAAAUCAACAGGAUCAUAUGUAUGAGAGACGUAGAGACGCAUCAGAAAGUGAGACGGACGGUGAAAUAUCAAUGUUACAAGUACAACACAGCUAUACUGGUCUGCAACGUUCUGAAAUCCAACCGGAAAUGACAAGAGGGAAUGAUAACGAUACUCUGCCAUCUUCUACUGCUGCCAUCUCACCUCACGGUACAGAAAUCAGUUGUUACGAUGUCGACGAAGUAGAAUAUGAACAUUUCGAUAGAAGCACAGCGUAUCAUGUGUUGUCUCUUCGUAGACAUUUUCAUGGAUCGCUGUUGAAAUCAGUUGAAUUGUCUUCAAUGAGAGGUCACAGAUCGAAUAACAUAGAAAAUGAAUAUGAUCGGGUUAGUGUGAGUCAUGAUAAGGAUGUAUUGCUGGAGAAAGAGAGGCCACUUUCAGAGGAAGAAAUUAUUCGCCAAAGUCUGAUAGAUGAAACAAUAAAUGAGUAUAUAGACAGAUCUCAACUAAUGAAAGAAAUGAGCAUGAAAGACGACGCUGAUAAACAUCAAUUGAAGACGACAUCAAGUGAUCUAAAUCUACCUGUACGAAUAGGUCAUAAUACAGAAGUUUUAUAUCCGUGUGCAUACAGUUUGGCAGACGGCAUAUGGAGUAUCGGGGACGCAUCGGAAUAUGAAGAUAUUUUGCCAAAUCUGACAAAGGAAGGUGUUGAUGCAGUCUGUUGCUCUAAACAUGGCAACGAUAAGGAUAACAAACGUUCUAAUGAAACACAGAAUAAAACAGCAGACAGUGUAAAUUCGGAUGUCAGUAUCAAUGUUGAAGAUGAUGAUGAUCUCGUAGUUCAAAACUUUAAAUCAUGUGAAGCUAUGAGUCCUCAGAUGGACGGAACUGAUGAAGGACUUUCUCCCGGCCAAUCUGACGAGUACAUUCAGGUGAUGAGAAGACAGAGUAAUACUUGCGUUGAAUCCAGUUAUCAGUAGAAGUUCUCAUUACAAAUGAGGAAUCGAGUGACGUGCCGCUUACAUUUUCUAUAGGUAGUGCCACUGUCGAUAUGAAACUGGACAUUGUUUCAGACAAUCUAUCGCUUUCAAUGUCUGGAGAAAAUGAUGAAAACUCCGACAUUCACAUUGAAUGUAACUCUAUGGACGACUAAUGUUCAUACGCUGUGUUAGGUCAAGAUACAUAAUUUAUAAAUCCAGCUGAUUCUUUGCAAAAGAAAGGGCAAUAAAAUCACAAUGACUGUAUUCAACAUCCACAUUCAAUAGCGAGCGUCGCAACGCGACGAGUUCGCUCUAAUGAUUACGCAUAUGAGUCACGUGAUUUGCUCUUCAUCAACUGAAAAGAAGAUGAGUAUUACCAAUAAUGCUUCUGGAAAAAUGUCGCCGUCACUGCGGUAUACUUCAUUGACAAUCCCAUAAUUAAAAGAAUUAAAUUGUUUACAAAGUACCAUAAAUGUUAUUAAAUUCCAUAAAACUUUUCUCAUAGCU
Molecule: messenger RNA, 2083 nt
Organism: Ostrea edulis (European flat oyster)
Lineage: Eukaryota; Metazoa; Mollusca; Bivalvia; Ostreida; Ostreidae
Exons: 7
Coding region: 8-1576 (522 amino acids)
Molecular function (GO): scavenger receptor activity
Source: RefSeq, a predicted model, not a curated record